This is a messenger RNA of Castor canadensis (American beaver), 1371 nucleotides long. The record is from RefSeq and is a predicted model, not a curated record. Lineage: Eukaryota; Metazoa; Chordata; Mammalia; Rodentia; Castoridae.
AACAGAGCACACUUCCUGUGCCCUUUCUCCCGCGAGCCCUGUAGUCUCCAACCCUCGUGUGCAGGCUGUGCUCUCUAAAUUGGAGUGGGGUAGAAGCGGGCAGGUACCCCCCUCCUGAUCUCUGGUGUCGCCGCCUUCAGGAGGAUCAGACAUGGCCCAGAACUUGAAGGACUUAGCGGGACGCCUGCCCGCCGGGCCCCGGGGCAUGGGCACCGCGCUGAAGCUACUGCUGGGGGCUGGCGCCGUGGCCUACGGCGUCCGCGAAUCUGUGUUCACGGUGGAAGGCGGGCACAGGGCCAUUUUUUUUAAUCGGAUCGGUGGCGUGCAGCAGGACACCAUCCUGGCAGAGGGCCUUCACUUCAGGAUCCCCUGGUUCCAGUACCCCAUCAUCUAUGACAUUCGGGCCAGACCCCGAAAAAUCUCCUCCCCCACAGGCUCCAAAGACCUGCAGAUGGUGAACAUCUCCCUGCGUGUGCUGUCUCGACCCAAUGCCCAGGAGCUCCCCAGCAUGUACCAACGCCUAGGGCUAGACUAUGAGGAGCGAGUGUUGCCGUCCAUUGUCAACGAGGUGCUCAAGAGUGUGGUGGCCAAGUUCAAUGCCUCACAGCUGAUCACCCAGCGGGCCCAGGUGUCCCUAUUGAUCCGAAGGGAGCUGACAGAGCGGGCCAAGGAUUUCAGCCUCAUCUUGGACGAUGUAGCCAUCACAGAACUGAGUUUUAGCCGAGAGUACACAGCUGCUGUAGAGGCCAAACAAGUGGCCCAACAAGAGGCCCAGCGGGCCCAAUUCUUGGUGGAAAAAGCAAAGCAGGAACAGCGGCAGAAGAUUGUGCAGGCUGAGGGAGAAGCUGAAGCCGCCAAGAUGCUUGGGGAAGCACUGAGCAAGAAUCCUGGCUACAUCAAGCUUCGUAAGAUCCGGGCUGCCCAGAACAUCUCCAAGACGAUUGCCACAUCACAGAACCGUAUCUAUCUCACGGCCGACAACCUUGUGCUGAACCUACAGGAUGAAAGUUUUACCCGGGGGAGUGACAGCCUCAUCAAGGGUAAGAAAUGAGCCUGGUCACCAAGAACUCCCAAGAGAGGAAGUGAAUGUUUCUCCUCCAGUUUUUGAGGAGCCAACUAGGGAUCCGGCACACCCCACCCCAGCCCCACUGUCAUGUGAUGGUUCCCUCUACACCUGUCCUCCUGAGCCCUCUUGGAUUUAGGAAGACUGAAGACUAACCCUUUUGGGGGGAUGACUUUUCCCCUCCCUGUGUUGGCCAGGGGGUUUAGGACAGUGUGAUUUCUCGUUGAUUACCUACAGUGAUGUUCCCUCCCUCAAAGUGGGAGGAGUUAACCACCAUCCCAGGAAUUGUCAAUAAAUUUUUAUUCAGC